AUGGUCUUGAAUCUGCGAAAAAGUCAUGACCGUGACCACAUCACCCCGGCGCGUGCCAGCCCGGCUGGCACGACGGAUUCUGACGACCAGGCGGCUGAGGCUAUCACCAACCUGAAGCACUUCGAGAAGAUGCAUCACCUUGACCCCAACCUGCCUAUUGAUGAGCUGAAUGACAUUGAUGCCGCACUGGACAGUGGAAAUGCCGAGAAGGGCAUUGAAGUGGAGCGUCUCCUUGUUGAGGACGACUCCCCAUAUCCAGAAGUGCGAGCCUCGGUGCGGAACUACGACGUUGAUCUACCGGUGAAUACGAUUCGGGCCUGGUUCAUUGGCCUUCUUCUCUGCACUGUCGGAUCCGGAGUCAAUAUGCUCUUCUCACUCCGCAACCCUAGCAUCCAAGUCACGACCUAUGCUGUCCAAUUGGUGGCGUACCCCAUAGGACUGCUCUGGGAUCUCAUCUUCCCAGACCGGGAGUGGAAUAUUCUCGGCCUGAAGUUCAAUCUGCGACCCGGAAGGUUCAAUUUCAAAGAGCAUGUCAUUAUCGUGGUUAUGUCCAACGCCGCGUACGGCGGUGGUGCGCUCUAUGCAACCGAUGUCAUCAUUGCCCAGCAGGUCUGGUACAAGCAGGCCUUUGGCUGGGGCUGGCAGAUUCUCCUCGGCAUCACAACACUCUGCACGGGCUAUGGCCUUGCUGGCCUCGGCCGUCGAUUCCUUGUCUGGCCCGCGGCCAUGAUCUGGCCUGCUGAUCUGGUCAACGCCGCACUCUUCUAUGCUCUCCAUGACCACUCACCAUCGGAUCCGACUACGACAAACGGAUGGCGGAUGGGACGGUACAAAUGGUUCCUCAUAGUCUUUGCCGCCUCCUUCGUCUGGUACUGGUUCCCAGGUUGGAUCUUCCAAGGCCUCUCUUGGUUCUGCUGGGUCACCUGGAUCUGGCCCAACAGCGUUGUUGUCAACCAGGUCUUUGGCGGGCUGAGCGGUUAUGGUCUGCUGCCAAUUACUUUUGACUGGACCAUCGUGUCUGGCUACUUGACGUCGCCGCUUAUCCCGCCUUUCCAUGCUAUCGCUAACAUGAUUGCUGGCAUCUUUGUCUUCUUCGUGGUGAUAUCCAUGGGCAUUCAUUUCAGCGGCAUGUGGUACGCGGCGUACCUCCCUGUUCAGAACUCGCACGCGUACGAUAACACGGGACACCAGUACAACGUCACCAGGAUUCUGGAUGAGAACUUCCAGUUCGACGAAGCCAGGUACAAUGCCUAUUCUCCACUCUAUCUCCCUACACAGUUCGCGCUGGCGUACGGCUUGGCGUUUGCUGCUGUCGCCGCUGUGGUUGUCCACGUCGCGCUCUAUCACGGAAGGGAGGUCUACACCCAGUUCAAGCAGGCUCGGACCCAGGAGGACGACGUACACAUGCGCCUCAUGAAGAAGUAUCGAGAUGCCCCAGACUGGUGGUACGGGGUGCUCUUCGUCAUCAUGCUCGGCAUGUCAUUUGCGGUCGUCUGCGCUUGGGACACCGGCUUCCCCUGGUGGGGAUACGUCGUGUGCAUGGUGCUGCCGGCGAUCUGGACCAUCCCCAUCGGCAUCGUGCAAGCAAUCACGAACAUACAGAUCGGGCUGAACGUCUUGACCGAGUUCAUCGUCGGCUACAUGCUGCCCGGCCGUCCCCUGGCGAUGAUGAUGUUCAAGAACUACGGCUAUCUCUGCAUGUCGCAAGCGCUCUACUUUGCUCAGGAUCUCAAGCUCGGCCACUACAUGAAGGUUCCCCCGCGCACCAUGUUCUGGUCGCAGCUGAUAGCCUCCGUCUGGUCCGCUGUCGUCCAGAUAGGUGUCAUGAACUGGGCGUUCGGUGCCAUCCCGGACCUGUGCGACGACCACCAGGAGAACUCGUACACUUGUGCAAACGCAAAGGUGUUCUACACCGCCUCCAUCAUCUGGGGAGCCAUCGGCCCCAAGCGAAUGUUCAGUGGCGAUGCGCUCUACUCGAGCCUCCAAUGGUUUUGGCUCGUCGGUGCUCUCGCUCCCGUUGUCACCUGGUUCUUCGCUCGGCGGUAUCCCAAGUCCAUCUGGCGAUACGUCAACACACCCCUUUUCUUUGGCGGUUCGGGCUGGAUUCCACCUGCAACGGUGUAUAUAUACUUCUGCUACGGUAUUGUUGGCACCAUUUUCAACUUCUUCAUCAAGCGGCGUUGGAACGGCUGGUGGCUGCAAUACAACUACAUCACGUCUGCGGCACUUGACACUGGCCUCAUCAUUUCCACCAUCAUCAUUUUCUUCACUCUCUACCUCACGUCGGCUACACCGCCGCAGUGGUUUGGAAAUCUCGACGCUCUUAGUACACUGGACAUGCUGUCCAAGGCUGUCCAGAAGGAGGUACCGAAGGGAGAGACCUUUGGCCCUUCUACUUGGCCCUGA
This is a messenger RNA of Thyridium curvatum, 2406 nucleotides long. RefSeq lists its product as uncharacterized. The transcript is spliced from 4 exons. NCBI's taxonomy places the organism in Eukaryota, Fungi, Ascomycota, Sordariomycetes, Thyridiales, Thyridiaceae. The coding region runs from base 1 to 2406 and encodes 801 amino acids. Gene Ontology annotation, molecular function: oligopeptide transmembrane transporter activity. The record is from RefSeq and is a predicted model, not a curated record. Gene Ontology annotation, biological process: transmembrane transport.